AAUGCAGCCGCAACCACCGCUGGACGAGGAUGCUAGAGCUCGAGCUCCCGCCUCCCUCCCCCUUCUCGACGCUCUCCCCCUUCCUCUCCCGCUCCCGGCCUCCUUUGAUUGGUCGUCCCGGCACAAAGAGGUCGGGAAGCGGCGUCGUCACGUGGACUGGAGUGGUUCAGGGUUGGUCGAGAGAGGUCGUCGAUUCCGUAGAGGGGGCGGAGCCGUCCGUUACGUCGCCCUCCUCCCGGGCCCGCCCGCCCGCCGGCCCGGCCGGCCGCCUGUCAGAAGGAGGCGGAGGACUGGAGGCAGGGAUGGUGCGGCUGCGGGUGGCGGCGUCUUCGUCUCCUUCUCCGUUCCGGUCUCUCGCCUUGACUUGUCUCGGCUGGGCUCCGGGCCGUACGACAGCUGCGCGAGUGACCGCCUGACUGAAUGAAUGACCGGCCGGGGCCGCCGCUGCCGCGCGCGCCAUGAGGAGCCUGCCCAUCCUGGGGGGCAUCGCCCUGCUCUGCUGCGUGGCCGCCGUCGCCGCCGCCGCCUCGGUCCCCGCCUCAGCCUCCGCCUCCCCUGCAGCCUCUGCCGCCGGGACAGUCCCGACCCCCGCGGGCGAACGGGACCGCGCCCCCUCGCCUCCCCCCUCUCGAGCCGCAGACACCGGCGGUGACGGGGACCAGGAUCCGGCUGCUGCGGAGCAGGUGGAGGAGCCGGUCAGUCACGCCCCCAUUCCGGUCAGCUUUGCAGCCAGCCCCGCGGCUGAGGGGACCACCGAGCUGGAACCGGAGCCCACGUCUACUAGGACGGAGGCCGUCCCCUCGGGCUCCAGCAGCAUCCUGACCAGAGCCCCCCAGGUCCUGACCCCGACCCCGACUGCGACUAUGAUACUGACUACGACGACCCAGACUGUGGCUGCGACCCCCACCGCGACCCUGACCUUGACUCCGUCGGUGCUCUGGAACGAACCCUCGCCCACCCCACCUGCGGACCAGCCUGGAAACGAAGCUAGCCCCACGCCCAGAGAACACAUGUGUAACUGCAGCAAAGUUGGAAGCCAAGAUGGAAAUCCAUGCAACCAAACUACAGGGCAGUGUGAGUGUCUUCCAGGAUACAAAGGGCUUCACUGUGACUUCUGUGAGGAGGGCUUUUAUCCAGCCAGUACCAAGAUUCAAGGGCUCUGCUGGUCUUGUGACUGCGAACCCCAUGGAUCCAUCAGCCCAACUUGUAGCAGCUCUGGGAAGUGCCAGUGUAAAGAGGGUGUUGGAGGUUCCAAAUGUGACCACUGCCAAGAUGGGUAUUAUGGCUUCAAUGAGACUGGCUGUCAGCCCUGCCAAUGCAAUAAUCAGUCUGUCAUUUGUGAUCCCUUCUCAGGUACUUGUUUGAAAUGCCAAGGAAACAGCAAAGGAGACCACUGUGAAGAAUGCAAAGAUGGUUUCUAUAAGAGUCCCACUUCCUUUCAUAAAUGUCUUCGGUGCCCGUGUUCAGCAGUGACAUCUACAGGCAACUGUUCCAUACAUUCAGGGGAGUUGGUGCCUAAAUGUGAUCAAUGCAAAGCUGGUUACACAGGCCCAAACUGCAAUAUCUGUGAAAAUGGCUAUUACAAUUCUGACAGCAUCUGUAUGAAGUGUGAGUGUUCUGGACACGUGGAUGCCAUCAGAACUCCGAAGAUCUGCAAGCCAGAAAGUGGAGAAUGCAUUGACUGCCUCCACAAUACUACUGGCUUUCACUGUGAAAAUUGUCAGGAAGGCUAUGUCCGAGAUCACAAGGGAAACUGUAUCAAGAAAGAAAUUGUUGUUACCACGACUGAAGGGUCUACCACUUUGGUUUCUAAUGCUACUUUGUCUACGUCACCACUCACUACAGUUGCAAAUAGUACAUUUACCCCCACCACUCUGCAGCCUAUCUUUUCAAUAGGAUCAUCUGAAAAUAGCACCUCAGCAUUAGCUGAUGUAUCGUGGACUCAAUUCAACAUCAUCAUUCUGACAGUCAUCAUCAUUGUGGUGGUCCUGCUCAUGGGAUUUGUAGGGGCUGUAUACACAUACAGAGAGUAUCAAAACCGAAAACUCAAUGCCCCCUUUUGGACCAUUGAACUGAAAGAGGACAACAUCAGCUUUAGCAGUUACCAUGACAGCAUCCCUAAUGCUGAUGUGUCCGGCUUAUUGGAAGAUGAUGGCAAUGAAGUGGCCCCCAAUGGACAGCUGACGCUCACAACUCCCAUACAUAACUACAAAGCUUAAAGCCUGAAUAGAGUGAACCAAAUUCCUCUAGUGUUGCUAAAGCCACAGUGCUUACUAAAGGGAGCAAUAGCAGCAGCAGCAAUGGUGCCUGGGGCAGAACCUGGCCUUGCUUGCUGAAAAAGCAGAGGUGUGUAGUGCAUCCCAAAAUUCAGGUAAAAUUUGUAAUGCCUUCAGCCUGUCAUCCUUUGUUUCCCCAAGAAGAUCUAUAGAAUUCACUGUUGUUAAGGACUUGAAGCAAAAUAUAUUUUUGUACCCAGCCGUGCAGGAGUGUGUAGCAAGACCAAACUCUAUAGUGAAUCUCGUAUCCAACUUCCUGAGAAGAGCCUGGGGAAGCCAGUGUCUGCCAAGCAGUCUGCCAUAGGAUGAUUGAUGUAUGUUUAGGAGGAAAAGGACUAUUGGAAGUCUUCAUAUACAUUCCUAAUACACAUUUCUUUUCAAGGUGGGGCAGGGAUGGAUCUCUCUCCAUUCUAUUUUUCUGAGAGAUAGCAAUGAGAAAAAACUGAUGAGCCACAAGCAUCGCAAUAAGCAGUCUCUGUUGUUUCUAGAAUUUGGGGACAAAUGAAUCCUAAGGAAUUUCUUGGAAAGUUUUUCUUUAGUGAAUUAUCACCUAGUGAUAUAAUAAAGUGCAGGGUGAGAUUCUUGGGCUGGAAGAGAGAAUGAAGUAGUAGCCAUGAUAAGGAAGCUGAUGGUCCCUCUCAGAGUCUAAGUUUAUUAUCUAGUUAGACCUAGUUAAUGCCCCAGCCUUCCUAGAAACAGUGUGUAUAUAGAUAAUGUAACAUAUCAACAUUGCAUUUGUAACUAUUUGUAAAAAAAAUCAUGUCAUAUUUUAUCAUCUAGAAUUUAUUUGUACAGCAGAAGUUAGUGGCAUUGUAAAAAGAAAAUACAAGAAUUGGUUAAAAUACUGUAAAAUAGAUGGCAAUAUUGCUGGAGCUGGGACUCUGGUGAAUAUCGAUCAUUUUAAGUCCCUCUGUGGACGUCAUGGACAAUUUUUAAGAGGUUGAGUAUUUCUUUUCUAUUAUCUUCUCACCCUUCAGUCCCUUCUUCCUGCAAUUCAGCCUUAGAAUUACCCAUAUUUUGACUUUAAAAGAAUAUGAAUAAUUAAAUAUAGUCAAGAAAUAAGGUUCAGUAGAUUUUGAAGUCAGUGACUACCUUGGAAUGCAAAAUCUUGGCACCCUUCACUUAAUGAAAUACUAUCUCACCCUUCAUAAGCAUCUAAUUUUACAUCAUAUAGAUGAACGUGAAAUGAUAGUUGGUACAUAAAUUUCAUUUUGCUAGUAGUCUCCUGAAUGUAAAUGGUAGUCUUCCAAAGGAAAUGAGGAAGUCCUCAUUUCAAAAAAAUGAAGGGUUAUUGUCACAUCACCAGGGCCCCUACUCUUUCUGUCUGUGAAAUGUCUAUCUUUUGAUCCCCACCCUCAAAAAAUGUUUUUCUCACUGAAAUGUUGGACCACCAUGCUGAUUUUGAUCUGCUUCUGAUGAUGUAUAACUAGCUAUUCUAUUUGCAUAGACUCUCUACUUCUCAUGCACUAUAGUGGAGGGGUUAAAUGGUCCUGGAGGGAUUUGCAGUGCUUAGUAAUUAGAACAUAUAUCCCUUCUUCACACACCCUCUAAGAGUGACUAUAUGCAUGAAGGUAGCUAUACAGCAAGGUGUCCAAGCACUGUCCCCACUUUAAGAUAUAAUGCAUCCUUGGGAACCAGGCCUCAAGCAUAUUACAAGAAAGUGAAAUUUUGCCUGCACAUAAGCCAUUUGGAUGCAGGUUAAAACCAUCAGUUAUGCUGAUUUUUUUCAAUAAAUAUUGAAAGGUAAAGGAAGCAGCAGCAGGGUAUAAAAGAAAAGGCCUUGGACUAAGAGUUGGCAGAUCUGCAUCCUGGUUCCUGCUCUGCUGCUAAUUAGCUGUAUGACUUUGCUAAAUCACUAAACAUCUGUGACCCCAAGUUUCCUCAUUUACAAGAUAAGACAAUUAGGCUACAUGAUCUGUAAUGUCCCUUCUGGGUCUGGAAUUCUGUGAUUCCAAAUAUUAGUAUCAAUAAGGAAUAUGGAAUGAGCAGUUUGGCAAAAAGGAAUUCAAGUGGAUUUGUUUCUCUAAAUGAGAUCAGAGUCAAAGGCUAGUUCAAAUAUAGCACAAAGAUACUACUCUACAGAGACUUCUAGCUCAGUCUCUUGUCUUUGCUGGUGGUGUAGUUGGUACCUAGUCCAGUUACCUACUUUAUGUGGCCUGAUAAUCAUUGCUUGGGGAAGAGCAGAUAUUCAAUUAACUAACUUCAGUUAUGGCCAACAGAAGUAGGGGGGUGGAUUACACAGAUAGAUGAAGACAUCUAUAAGAGUUUUCCAUUGUUUUAGCAGAAUGGGUCAUCGAUCAGCUCCAGACUUUGUUGGACUCUGCUGAAAGUGAUGUUGAUUCUAUUUGUGACAUUAAUAAGAUGUCAGCCUUACCAGCUUAUGCUCAAUUCAGUCAAAACAGAUGUGGGGAGGGAUUCUGUGGAUACCAGAAUAAAGUCCUUAAAAGGAAUUGUAAAAACCUGAAUGUGCUUAUCAUCCGUUUCCCCCAUUAUUCCCCCUCCACCACCACCACACCAUCUUGUGUCUGUAAUGCCAACCAAUGGAUUAUCUUUCCAUAUGUUUUAAUAUCCCCUAGCCUUGCUCUUAAAAAUGAUUCUUUAUUGUAAUAAUUAAAAUAUAGCCCACUAAUUGCAAUAGUACGCACACAAAAUUAUUUAUCAAGUUAGAAGCCCUGAAAGUUUGUAAUUUGACAAAGUAAAAAAUUAAUUUUACUUUUCUGCAUAUUUUCAACUCCUUUGAGGAAGGCUGUCUUCAUAAACUAUGGAAUAGUGAGCAUGACUUGAAAAAUCCAAUGGUUGGAAGAAUCCAGAUGUUAGAAACCUUUAGAAAUCAAUGUAGCACCAAAUAAGACAAGACUACCUUAUGGGAAUUUGAUUAGAAAAAGAAAAAUUGCUGAUUGCUAGUAGGUGAUGACUUCAUCUCUGCCACCCCUAUCAUCAAUCAGGAAACAGAUUCCCCAAAUGCAUCUGCUCUAGGCAAAAUUGCUAAACAGAUAAAUUUUGUCUUUAAAAAAAUCUUUUUCUGAGUCUUUAUAUGGAAGGGCAUUACAUCCUCUGCUGAAUAUCAUUUACCCUUGUUUUGUUCACUUAGACUUCUUGGACCCCAAAUAUCCAGUAAUCGCCAGCCAUCUACUCCCAAGAAACUCAUUCAUUAAUGAAUUCAUUCCAGUGUCUUAGGGACUUAGUAUGUUAACUCUGUCAAGUUUGUGCUUUAAAAGAGUUUAGUGGACUUUGAGGGUAGAAGGAAAGAUUUUGGGUGGAGGACCUUAAAUCGUACCAUGUGUAAUUCUACUGUGCCCACCAUUUCCAGCCUCAGAGAUCCAAGAAAAUUUACAUCCUGUCUAGAAUUCCAACUCUUAACCAGGGACCUAAAGCAGUGAGUGACCCUUACUUUACAUCUUGAAUUGAAAUUAGCACUAUAGGAUAUUUAGUUUGGGCCUGUAGGGAUAGAGGUGGAAGCUCUUCCUAGGGUAUAUGUUGAUCUGUGUUAUCAUCCUCAAGAAAAGGUUCUCUAUCAAGAAAUGUGUGCCAUCAUUUGAAUUACUCACCAUUAUACAUUGGGCAUCAUCUGGUUCAUUAAGAAAAUAAAACUCAUUAAUUCAUAGAAAAGUUCUAAAAAACAUGUUUUAGAUAGGUAGGGCAGAAAGAUGAAAAAAAGUCCAGAGAAGGAGAAGACACUCUGGCAAGUCUCCCAAAGAUCCUUUGUAAAUGGAGACAUGGUUGGUCUUCUAGGUGGGGAAAAAGGGUGGCAGGAGGGUUAUUUGCAGGGAUAAAAGUUCACACUCUGAAUAUUAGCUAAUGUCUGCCCAGGGGGAAAGUGAGAGCCAUUUUAACUAAUAGGAACUUGUCUGAAAGAGCCAAAUGAUAUCCAUGGGACCAAAGGCUUUGGAUUAAUAAGGUAUCAGUGGUUAAAUGAAGUAUUUUCCAAGACUGUUGUAGGUAUAUCAUCCUUAUUUCAUAAGAUGCAAGUCAUACUUAUACAUACUAAAUAACUUAGCUCAACUAAAAGACAGGAAGCCAGGUCCCAAGCCUUAGUCAACUUAAAUGAUUUUGAGUUAAAUUUGAUUCAAAGGCACAAGAGCUCUGCUAGUCAUUCAGUCAACCUAUUGUGAUAUAUGUCUCUCUGAAGCAACAAAUGAACUUCUCUUUAUCUCACUAAAAUCCUAAUGCAGAUUUACAAAGAUGUCUCACACAUUUACUGUACUAAGCUUCAAAAUAAAUUUCUAAAAAUGUGUAUGAUUUGAAUAUAUGAAAGAAUUUAUACAAGAGUGCUAUUUAAAAUGAUUAAAAUAAAUGUAUAUAAUUUGUACCUAUUGUA
This is a messenger RNA of Monodelphis domestica (gray short-tailed opossum), 6594 nucleotides long. RefSeq names its product multiple EGF like domains 9 (gene MEGF9). NCBI's taxonomy places the organism in Eukaryota, Metazoa, Chordata, Mammalia, Didelphimorphia, Didelphidae. Gene Ontology annotation, biological process: substrate adhesion-dependent cell spreading; axon guidance; cell migration. Gene Ontology annotation, cellular component: laminin trimer. The record is from RefSeq and is a predicted model, not a curated record.